Messenger RNA from Trichechus manatus latirostris (Florida manatee), 1592 nucleotides. RefSeq names its product small integral membrane protein 3 (gene SMIM3). The record is from RefSeq and is a predicted model, not a curated record. The transcript is spliced from 2 exons. Lineage: Eukaryota; Metazoa; Chordata; Mammalia; Sirenia; Trichechidae. Bases 242 to 424 code for a protein of 60 amino acids.
GCCUCUUCUGCGCGUUCCCGCCUCCCCAGAGCUCGGAAGAGCCCUGCCACGAUCUUCGCGCUCGCAGGGGCUGAGAUUCCAGGGCUAGGGGCCGCUUCCUGCUGCCGGAGCCGGAGCCGUCCGGGGACCUCGAAAAGCGCGCAGGCCGUCCCUGUCUCUGGAACUUUCCGCUGACCUUCCGCGAUCCGACUGCGGCGGGCCCGCGGUGUUUAAAAGCAGUUCUGUGGAUCCGGGGUGAAGCAUGGAUGCUGGCAGCCAGGUCCCGGUGGACGUCAUGCUCCCCAAGCAUGUCCUGGACAUCUGGGUCAUUGUCCUCAUCAUCCUGGCCACUAUUGUCAUCAUGACCUCCUUGCUGCUGUGCCCAGCCACUGCUGUCAUCAUCUAUCGCAUGCGGACUCAUCCUGUCCUCAAUGGGUCUGUCUGAGAACCUCCCAAGAGGGCUAGGUGAGGGAUGAGGACAGGAAUCCCCUCCCUCAGCCUCUGCAUCUUUCCCAGAAAAGCAGCAGGAAGGGACUUUGGAGCUGGAUAUGUGAGAGGAAACCUGAGUUCUAGUUUUGAUUCUGCUACUGGCCAGCUGUGUGUUUGGUCAAGGCACCUAACUCUAUGAGUCCCAAGUUCCUUAUGAUUCAAGUGAGGGCGAUGAUCCCUGGCCUUCCUACCUCAUGAGAGGCGAGAACCAAAUGACUUAGUAGAGGUUAAAGCUGUUUAUGAGCAGUCAAGCCACCACACAUAUACAAGGUGUUAUUGAUGAGUGCUGAGAAGCGUUGAAGACCUAAACAACCUGAUUGCUGAUGAUGAACUUAAAGGUGGUGAGAGUGACAUUGGGGCAGGGCCAGUGCCCUCAGGUCAAACCAAGCAAAGGGCACUCUGUCCUCAUUCCAAGGGGCCAGCAGCACAUAGGCUCAAAGUUCCUUUCUUUGAGGUGCCAAUCCCUCUAGUUUUCUCAGAUGGGAGACAAUUGAGGGAUGGGGGGAUGGGGGGAACUCCCCAGGACCUUCUCUGCACCAGAAUCUCUGCCCCUGUACAACCUGGAGGAAGGCUCUGCCAUUUAUUCUCAAUGCCAAGCUGAGAGAAGGGCUGAUAUGCUUUCUUUUUGCACUGGAGUCUCAGAUCUCUGUUACCUCUGGCAUUCAAGCAGUGCUGGAAAAUGCAGGGGAUUGAGUUCCCUGCCCAGCUUUUGGGAUCUCUGGUCCUCAUCUCUUUGUGUUUCCCACACCAGAGGAACUUUGUCCCCUCUGUCUCAGCUUCUGCUAUAAUUAGCUCAAUUGUAUAAUGUGUCUGUCCUUCACUCCCUCCCACCCACACUACCACCAAUGCAAGAUACACACUUACACUUUAAGAGAUGUUCCUAGGGCUUUGGAACCGACUCAGAACAAUGAUGGUUAUUUUAGAUGCUAUGGCAGGUGUAUUUAUAUAGAGAGAUUUCUGGACAAGUUAAGCUCUUUGGUACCAAAAUCAGGAAUAUCCUGGGAUUUACUAUAUAAGAAGAAAGCACAGAUAUAAGGAUAUUAUUGUGUGGAAACAAUGCUUUUACUCUGAUCUGAUUUCAUUGAUGUACACAACCAAUUUCCAAUAAAAUACUAGAAUGAGCA